Molecule: messenger RNA, 6271 nt
Organism: Coregonus sp. 'balchen'
Lineage: Eukaryota; Metazoa; Chordata; Actinopteri; Salmoniformes; Salmonidae
Source: the annotation of a GenBank genome assembly
AUGUACGCCAACACCAACCGUUACCACGAGAUGCUGAACAGCGUCCGUGACUUCCUCAAGCUCUACCAGGUGCCCAAGGGGCUGAGCGAGAGGGUCAUGGAUUACAUCGCCUCCACCUGGUCCAUGUCCCGGGGCAUAGAUACUGAAAAGGUAUCUCAAACUGUAAGCCUGACAUUCAUUACCUUGGCUUGCAUGCUGUCCGUUGGUUGGUUUUCCUGCAUGGUAGCUUCCGCAGCUAGCUGGUCCUUUUGUAUUGUGGUGUGGUGGUCAUCGUGGCUCUGUGUUUUGAUGUGCUUGACCAGUCCACUUGGGGUGGGAGUGUGGGGGAGGGGGUUGGUGUUGAGUUAAUGGAUAAUGCUCUGUAACUGUCAUAUUAACUGAUUAUUAUAAUUGGUAAUGACAGUUGGUGUUAGCUUAUGACAAGUGACUUUACCCUGUUAUGACACAAACUUUGGCUGAUUUGCAAGCUGGUGGUAGUUAGAACGUGUGCAAUGUGAGAUUUGAUUCCAAUUAAUUAAAUGCCUGAAUGUGACAUGGUUUUAAAACAAUUAUGAGCAUAGUAUACAGAAAAAACAGUGAGGAAAGUCGAUGUAAGAAAUGUGUCUAAUUAGUGAAAUAUUUAGUAAAAGCAAUACAAUGUGUUGUCCUUUUGCGGCUGUCUGAUAGCUAUGGUGAGUAUAUGCAGUUCAGUACAGUUUUUUGGCACAUUCCUGUGCUGUAUGCUUUGGAAUUGCCUCAGUGACAGUAGAAAGCAACACUAUGUUAGCUUCCAGGCACAUUUCUCCCACAGCGCAGAGAGACUGGAUGAGCGAAGGAGGGUAAAAUCCUUUAAGGAUUCUCUGGUAUCACACAUGGACUCACCUCAGCCUCCCAGGUGUUUAACUGUGGCUGUUGCUGUGACAACAACAGCAUCCCAGCCAGACCUGUAGAGAGGAGGCUGGUUUGAUUGGCAGUUCUGGGGGAUUCUUUGUAUGAUCUGUUUACAUUUUAGUCAUUUAGCAGACGCUCUUAUCCAGAGCGACUUAGUUAGUGAGUGCAUACAUUUUCAUACUGGCCCCCCGUGGGAAUCGACCCCCCCACAACCCUGGCGUUGGAAACCCCAUGCUCUACACGGGGCACGUUCACAUACUUAACUAACCGUAACCUAUACAACUAACCUUAAGACACCGUUGGGGUUAGUCUAUACACUUAUACUUCCUGUUUUUUUUGACAGAAAAAGCUAAUUUUACAUCUACAUUUUAGUCAUUUAGCAGACGCUCUUAUCCAGAGCGACUUACAUUUAGCGAGUGCAUAUAUUAUUUUAUUUUUCAUACUGGCCCCCCGUGGGAAUUGAACCCACAACCCUGGCGUUGCAAACGCCAUGCUCUACCAACUGAGCUACAUCCCUGCCGGCCAUUCCCUCCCCUACCCUGGACGACGCAGGGCCAAUUAUGCGCCGCCCCAUGGGUCUCCAGGUCGCGGCCGGCUACGACAGAGCCUGGAUUCGAACCAGGAUCUCCAGUGGCACCACUGCACCACUGCGCCACUCGGGAGGCCCCCAUUUUAAAGAACAAGAUUUUAACAUUGAUGUACUGUUCUAUUUUCUAUGCUCCCUAAGUGCUCCUCUAACUUGUACUUUUACCCAAUGAGCACCAUUACUGGAUGAUGAUGAUGAUGAUGGUGAUUGUUGUUGAUGCACUGCAAAAUGUUUUAUCUUAGCUAGAUUUUUAAAAUAUUGUAUUGAGUGAUAAUACACUUAAUUGAUCUUGAUAAGAAAAAAAUUCAAGUAAUUUUAUCUUACCGCACUGGCUUGAUAGAAGUGGAGUAAGAAUUUUAAUAGGAUGAAUUAUCUUACAAGUGGGUUUUUUAUCUUACUCCACCUUGUAUCAAGCCUUUUUUAGUUUAAAAUAAGCCAAAUGAUCUGUCAAUGUGGUAAAAUCAUUUAUCUUGGUAAGAAAAAAAACGUGUCAUUUUAAGUGCAUUAUCACUCAAUAUAAGAUUAAAAAUCUAGCUAAGAUUGCAUUCUGUUGCUAUUAUUAUAAAUAUUAACAAUCUGUUUUUGGUUGGGUGCCUUGAUGUGACACCCUUAGAAUAUUUCAAGAUAAAGAUGGAAGGAAAAUUCAGAAGGGGGAAAAAAAGAGAAGAGGAUUUGAAAGUAAUGUAUCUAAACGCUAUCAUGGCUGCCAGUGAAAAACUACUGGUUCACCAAAGACAAUGAGUUUGGAAGGUGAUACAAUUUGGCUAUUAAACUGAUCUCUCUCUCUCUCUCACCCCCUCUCUCUCUCUCUCCUCUCCCCGUCCCAGGUAUUGCAGAUAUGCCCUAAGGACAUGAGGGCAGAUAUCUGCGUCCACCUGAACAGGAAAGUCUUCAAAGAACACCCUGCGUUCAGGUUGGCCAGUGACGGGUGCCUGCGUGCCCUGGCCAUGGAGUUCCAGACUAUCCACUGUGCCCCUGGCGACCUCAUCUACCAUGCCGGGGAGAGUGUGGACAGCCUCUGUUUCGUGGUGUCAGGAUCCCUGGAAGUCAUCCAAGAUGAUGAGGUGGUGGCCAUCUUGGGUGAGUAGUUGUCUAUUAUACAGUAUGAUGAUGUAGGAUUACAUGGUGGCCAUCUUGGGUGAGUAGUUGUCUAUUAUACAGUAUGAUGAUGUAGGAUUAUAUGGUGGCCAUCUUGGGUGAGUAGUUGUCUAUUAUACAGUAUGACGAUGUAGGAUUACAUGGUGGCCAUCUUGGGUGCGUUGCUGCUGUCUAUUGUAUAGGAUGGUUUGUGGCCAUUUUGAGUGAGUUGCUGUCCAUGGACCAGUGUUUGAGUUGAGCCGGUGCACAUCGGUACCGUCGUGGUCAUCGGUACCUCGUGUGAAAGGAGCUAUUGUCUAAUCCCAACGACAGUCCCUGUAGAGACAUUACCAGGAUGUUAAUGUGGGACUGGUGGGUGAAGGUUACACAGUUAAAUGUUGAGUGGCUGUAAAUCGCACCUUGUUAUUGAUCUGAGUGAUGGAUUCUUUGUCCUUUUCUCACAUCAUGGUUUGGUUGGUCUCCACGGUGUGUGUGCCGACGGAUGUGCGUGAGUGCAUAUACAAACUGUUAGAUUGUUGCUGGACAAACAGCCAACGUUGCCAGGCAAACACGCAACAUAAUUAAAAACGGUAAACAGUAAAAAUGCAACACAUCAAAACAUCAAAACAUACAGAUGGAUGGUCUUCCCAGGGCCUUCUAACAUACAGUAGCUGUGGUUACUUUCUCUCGUGUUGCUGACCUGCAAUUGGUGGGUUGGCUUGUUGGGAGGAUUGAAAUCCUAUUUACAUUGUUAUACUUGUCCUUGUCCUGGCUAGUUCAUGUUGAUUGAACCCUGGGUGAUGAACUAGCUACCGCUGUAAAUCACAUUCUCAUUAAACUAAUUGCAGUUGCUAUACAGAAUCCUUGCUACACCAGCUGCUGAAUGUAGGGCUAUUUAGCACUGUGAUCAUUCUAUUAACUAAUUAACUCUAGUUGUUUACCUAAUUUUCUUGGUUUGUCAGAAACUGCAGAACAUGAAAGCUUUUGUUUCUAAGGUUCAACCAAAUCUGAUCUUCUGCAUUUUUGAAGGACUGUGCAGUUGAUUCACAUUACUCCAGCUGUGGAAUACAGGUCUAUGUAGAACAAUGAUAGUUUUACUAGAAUUGACUCUAGCUGUGUUGCUGUUCCAUUUUUGCCUCUCUAUCACUGCCUUGGUUUGUUUUAGGGUGUAAGACAUGAAAGCCUUGUUUAUUUAUUCAAUCCAAUCUGAUUAUGCUGACAAACCAUCAAAACGAUCCAUUGUAUCACAACUGAUAUGUCAGAUUUGUUAGUUCCACAAUUUGAGUGUGAAUGUGUGAAUUUACAUUGUUUGGACUGACUAUUGCCAACCCACGAACUAUAAGUAAGUAAGGAGCCUUGGCUUGUGCGAGCCAGAACAGCUCAUAGGAGCAGGAGUCUAUCUCCUGUUUCUGUAGCGUGAGGCAGCUUGAUGUACAAGUACACACCCUGGAUAGGACACUAGUCUAUCGCAGGGCCUUACCCCCAAUCUAUCUCCUUAAUGUUGAGUGUCAAGCAGGGACACAUCAGGUCCCAUUUUUACAGUCUUUAGUAUAACUCAGCCGGGAAUCGAACUCCCAACCUUCCAAUCUCAGGACACUGUAACCACAAGGCCACUGAGUUGGUUCAAACUACCAUCAUACUGUUUUGUAUGGGGCCACACACCCACCCAGGUACGCUCUGUAAUUCAAUGUUGGCCGUGUAUUUGGUGGAUGUUGCCAGCUUUUCAACAAUGUACCGUAAAGCUGAGGCAGAUGUCAGCUUUAAUUAGGAAGAGACUGAUAUAAACAGCUGGCCGUGUAUUUGAUGGAUGUUGGCUGUGUAUUUGAUGGAUGUUGGCUGUGUAUUUGAUGGAUGUUGGCUGUGUAUUUGAUGGAUGUUGGCCGUGUAUUUGAUGGAUGUUGACCCGUGUAUUUGAUGGAUGUUGGCUGUGUAUUUGAUGGAUGUUGGCCGUGUAUUUGAUGGAUGUUGGCCGUGUAUUUGAUGGAUGUUGGCCGUGUAUUUGAUGGAUGUUGGCCGUGUAUUUGAUGGAUGUUGGCAGCUUUUCAACAACGUACCGUAAAGCUGCUUUAUUGAGGAAACAUUUACUUACUAUGGCUGUUAUAUGUGGUUGUCCCACCUAGCUAUCUUAAGAUGAAUGCACUAACUGUAAGUCUCUCUGGAUAAGAGCGGCCGCUAAAUGACUAAAAUGUAAAUGUCAGCUUUAAUAGAAAGAGACUGAUAUAAACAGUUCUCAUUUCUGGAUGCAUACACUGUGUGUGUGUGUGUGAUUAGUAGUCUAGAGGAGUAGAUCAACUGAAAUCUAGCAGGUUGUUGCGCUGUGCUGUUCUGUUCUUUGUUCUGUUCUAUCUUGUGCUGGGCUGUUCUGUUCUAUCUUGUGUUGAUCUGUGCUGAGCGGUGCUGUACUGUGCUGAGUGGUGCUGUACUGUGCUGAGUGGUGCUGUACUGUGCUGAGUGGUGCUGUACUGUGCUGAGCGUUACUGUUCUACGCUGAGCGUUACUGUUCUACGCUGAGCGUUACUGUUCUACGUUGUUACUUUGUGUUGAGUGCUAGUCAGAGCUUCUCUGGAGAAUAGGAGAUGAUCCUGACUUUGUGUUUCUCAAACAACAAAUAAUUAUCUCACCGUAGAUUAUCUGCUACGCCAUAAUGACUGUGUUUUUAAGUCAAAUAACUUAUUUGGGAUUUCUUUGCAGUAUGGUGAUUAGCAAAGUGACUGAUGGGAGAGAUUUCCUGUUUAUCUCAUCCCAAAUGAAUAUAUAAUAUUUGUAUGUGUUUGACUAGGAGAAGACGUGUGUGUGUGUGUGUGUGUGUGUGCGCCAGACCUAGGUUCAAAUACAUGUGUAAUUGAGUAUUUUGUUAUUUAAAUACUGUUUAAUGUGUAUUUGAGUGUUUCCAAAUACAUUCCAAAAUUCAACUACUUGUUUUUUCAAAUAAAGGUUAUCUGAAUAUUGUUUUCAAAUGUAUUGAAAAGUAAUUGAAAUACCUGAAAUACAAUUUUACAGAAUAACAAAUAGGAUCCUCUAGGAAGCCAGACACAAUGAUCAGAACAAAUGUGUUUAUAGUGUCUGUGUUUGUUUUGUCAAUUCACUGAACAUUGAUAUGAUUCACAUCAACAAGUUUUAUAUUUCAGCCAGUAAGGUUAUUGGGUUCAAACAGGCUUUUGUUGCUGUGACUGACAGGGUUUGAACCAGCAUUUUCUGCGUGCCAUAACACUUUGCUAUCCUGCUGAGCCAAAGCCUAGACAUUAACUAUGGGAGCAAACGCACGUCUUCACAUCUCAGGCAAAGUCACACUGGGCUAAACAAAUCAUUGUUAGGUCUCAGAAGUAAAUGGGUAAAUAAUCAGUUGUAAACCAGCCAUUUUAGCUGUUUUCUCUCGCACUCUGCAGGUAAAAAAAUAUUUCAGAAAUCUCUCUAAAGUCUUAAAAAUAAUAAUUCAUCAGUAAAUCUCGGAUGCAAAAUCUGUUAGAUUUAAGAAGUAAUAUCUUAGUCGGUUCUCUCUCUCUCUCUGUCUCUGUGUGUGUGUGUGUGUGUGUGUCUGCAGGUAAGGGGGACGUGUUUGGGGAUGUGUUCUGGAAGGAGGUGACCCUAGCCCAGGCGUGUGCCAACGUGCGUGCCCUGACCUACUGUGACCUCCACGUCAUCAAGCGGGACGCCCUGCAGAAGGUUCUGGAGUUCUACACAGCCUUCUCUAACCACUUCUCACGGAACCUGCUGCUCACCUACAACCUGCGGAAGAGG